Molecule: messenger RNA, 2175 nt
Organism: Xenopus tropicalis (tropical clawed frog)
Lineage: Eukaryota; Metazoa; Chordata; Amphibia; Anura; Pipidae
Gene: elp3
Product: elongator acetyltransferase complex subunit 3
Cellular component (GO): nucleus; cytoplasm
Molecular function (GO): tRNA uridine(34) acetyltransferase activity; iron-sulfur cluster binding; acyltransferase activity, transferring groups other than amino-acyl groups
Source: RefSeq, marked provisional
CCGGGAGACCUUCCCUUGUUGGUUUAACCCGCACCUCUCUACUUCCCGGGGGUCAGGCUUCGCCUUCUGGUCCUUUCGCGGCUCCGUCCCACCCGUGACGCAUCAGGAAGUGCCCGUGACGCCAUUACUGUGCGCGGCGUGGAGCCCCCGUGUUUCUCCUGUCAGUGGAAGCGCUAGCGGCGCAGCGGGAACAUGAAGCCGGACAGGGGGCCGAGGGGGAAGCAGAGCCAGGCCGAGCUGAUGAUGAUGACGGUCGCUGAUGUAAUUAAGCAGCUUGUGGAGGCUCAUGAGCAGGGAAAGGACGUCAAUCUGAACAAGUUGAAAACGAAAACUUCGGCCAAGUACGGACUGUCUGCGCAGCCGCGCCUGGUGGAUAUUAUUGCCGCUGUCCCCCCCCAGUACCGGAAAAUCCUGGUGCCCAAGCUAAAAGCAAAGCCCAUCCGAACUGCUAGCGGGAUUGCCGUGGUCGCUGUUAUGUGCAAACCCCACAGAUGCCCCCAUAUUAACUUUACUGGCAACAUCUGCGUGUACUGCCCCGGAGGACCAGAUUCUGAUUUUGAAUACUCGACACAGUCGUACACUGGAUACGAGCCAACAUCAAUGAGAGCCAUCCGUGCCCGGUACGACCCGUAUCUACAGACCAGGCAUCGGGUAGAGCAGCUAAAGCAAUUGGGCCACAGCGUCGACAAGGUGGAGUUUAUCGUUAUGGGCGGAACCUUCAUGGCCCUAUCGGAGGAUUACAGAGACUUCUUCAUCCGGAAUCUGCACGAUGCCUUGUCUGGCCAUACGUCCAACAGCGUCUCGGAGGCCGUACGAUAUUCUGAAAGGAGCAAUACUAAGUGUGUGGGCAUCACCAUUGAAACCAGGCCAGAUUAUUGCCUGAAGCGCCAUCUGAGCGACAUGUUGUCCUACGGUUGCACCAGGCUUGAGAUUGGGGUGCAAAGUGUGUAUGAAGAUGUGGCCAGAGACACAAACAGGGGGCACACAGUGAAGGCCGUAUGCGAGUCCUUUCACAUGGCUAAAGACGCUGGCUUUAAGGUGGUCUCGCACAUGAUGCCGGAUCUGCCCAACGUGGGACUGGAGAGAGACACUGAGCAGUUUAUUGAGUUCUUUGAAAACCCUGCUUUCCGCCCGGAUGGGAUGAAGCUGUAUCCAACGUUGGUGAUCCGUGGCACCGGUCUGUAUGAGCUGUGGAAAACUGGACGAUACAGAAGUUAUUCCCCAAGCACCCUGGUGGAUUUGGUGGCGAGGAUUUUGGCCCUUGUGCCUCCAUGGACACGGGUUUACAGAGUGCAGAGGGAUAUACCGAUGCCACUAGUAAGCUCUGGGGUGGAACAUGGCAACCUGAGGGAAUUGGCAUUAGCCAGAAUGAAAGAUUUGGGCACUGAGUGCCGAGACGUAAGAACGCGAGAGGUGGGAAUUCAAGAAAUUCAUCACAAAGUCAGACCUUAUCAGGUUGAGCUAAUUCGCAGAGAUUACGUCGCUAACGGUGGGUGGGAGACAUUUUUAUCCUACGAAGAUCCCGAGCAAGACAUACUUAUCGGCCUCCUGCGCCUACGGAAAUGUUCCGAACAGUCCUUCCGGCCCGAGCUCAAGGGGGGCGUGUCUAUUGUGCGGGAACUGCAUGUUUACGGCAGCGUGGUCCCAAUCAGCAGCCGCGACCCUUCCAAGUUCCAACAUCAGGGGUUUGGAAUGCUGCUGAUGGAGGAAGCAGAGCGAAUAGCAAGGGAGGAACAUGGUUCCUGGAAAAUUGCCGUUAUUUCAGGUGUUGGGACAAGGAACUAUUACAGAAAACUUGGCUAUGAAUUAGAAGGGCCGUACAUGGUGAAGAAGCUGGACUGAAAGUGCUUGGAUGCGUUAUUUACUUGUAACAUGUGUUAGAGCCUAACAUAUCUGUGUAAAUACCGUAUAGCUUUUAUAAGGCAUCACUCAGGCUGGGCUGCAUGGCAGAUUGGGCGCUCGUUGUGGCAUUGUGACUUGUUUUCCUUAGGCUGAUGGCCCAUGGUGCAAGUUAGUUGCAACUCACUUGCUCCGUGGGCCAUGUUUGAAUGAGGGAGUGAACCAGCUGAUAAACUCCAAGUUUCAAGUUCUAUGGUUAGUCAUUUAAGGCAUAUUAAUACAGAUUAAAGUAAUGUUAUAUCUAAAAUCAACUGCAUUAAAUGAAUUGCAUCUCUA